CUUUCUGUGCACAAGGUCAAAAGGAUAUAUUCAAUUUUGUGUAUCUUUGCAUGUAGCCUAGCGUAGCGCCACGUAGCUUACUGCAGGGAUGUCCAAAGUGAUGUCCAUUACUCCAGUGCCAGUCUUCUGCAUGUUUUCUUUCCUUCCCUGGUUCAACACACCUGAGUCAAACAAAGGUUCAUUAGCAGACCUGCAGAAGCUUUCCAUGCAGGGAGACUCAUCUAAAACUGUCAGGGCAGCAACACCUUACUGCAUUUGAAAAUAGGUGGGUUUGAAUCGUUCUGCUGUUGCUGGUCAAAGCAUUUUUCUCAUCUCUAACUGUAAGCGAACAAGUUGACAUUGAAAACCUAAAAUUUGACCUCAAGAGUGUAGAGGUAUAGUGGAAACUCGGACCUUGUUCACACCACAGGUCUUUGUGCUCAAUUCAGAUUUUCUUUUAUUUCUAAAGUAAGAUUUUGUACUAAUUAAGUACAGCUACAACCAGACUUGAGUGUGAACGGUUUAAAGCGACCCGCAUGCGCAGAAGAAAGUUGACGUCACAGGGCAGCGCACUGUUUACGGAAGUAAUGGAAGUCAGUCUAUGGCUGACGGUAUUGUCAUAACAUGGAAGAAAGUGAAUUUAAAAAAAAGCACAACUAGAGAGAUGGUACUUAGUAGAGCAUUAACUGUAACUUUUGUAGAGAAGUUACAGUUUGUUUGGAUGUAUAAUCAGACCCAGAAGUGGUGGGUUAGGAUGUGAUGCACUUUAAGUUGAGAAGUUUCAUAAUUAAACGAGUUUCUAAAGCCAUCAUUUACACCAUGGUCAUUUUCACACCUACCGAAAGUUAAUUAUUGCUUUUAAGUAUAUUGGUGUGUUUGUUUCCUCCAGCUCUUAACGCACAUAAACAUUUAGACAGCUGAGAAAGUGUGUGUGAGCAAGGAGGCUCACAUCUAACCCAGUUCUGUCAGGAGGAAUGAACCAACAUCUGAGAAAUCCGUGGAAGCAAACCAAACACAUUUAACCCAAAUCUUGCAGUGUAAAAGGGCAGGAGAAAUGCAGAGUGAGGAAUGUAUCGAGGGCAGACGUCUGAUAGUAAACCUCGCACCCUGACACGCGAAAUCAGCUGAUGCAGACCUUUUACUCUUGUGUACACGGCAAUGAUGAGCGUGGAGGGCUUUGCACCUGACGCAGAGACAAACGGACACAAUUUUUCCACCAUGCCUGACAGCAAUGAUAGUGAGGAAGAAAGCAGUCAGGAGGAGCCACCGGUGCCCUGCUGGAGCGAGCUGUCCAUCAUAGAGCGUGUAGGCCUCAACAGUGUGGACAUGACAGAAAAGGACUUGGAGACGGCCUUCUCUCAGAUCUCCCUGGCCUUCCGCUGCGAUCAGUACACCCUGAAACAGAGGCUGCAGUCGGAGGAACACGCACGCAACCUGGCCGAGGAGAACAUCCACCUGGAGCUCAGCCGAGGCAGGGAGACCCUGGAGACAUUGAAGGGUCUGUGUUUGGACACUAAACGCAGCAGCAUCCUGCAGAGGCUGGAGCUUUCUCUGGACAUCCUCGGAGGGACAGUAGAGCGGAUCUCCAGCACAGCCGAGGUGCUCGGUGCCGUCCACCAGGAGGCUCGGGUGAGUCGGGCUGUGGAGCUCAUGGUGGCUCACGUGGAGAGUCUGAGGAGGCGUCAUGACCGAAAUUUAGCAGAGCUGGAAGAAGCCAAAAACAAUCUGCAGCAGCAGCAGCAGCUGAACUCCAGCAGACACAGCAUUCAUCCCAGAACCACCCCAGUUGAACCAGAAAGACAGGAGGACAGGAAGAGGAGAAACUCUAAUCAGAGCAUCUUACGAAGGAGAGUCAGCGCAUCAAUCAUUUCCAGCCCAAAUCUGGAGAAGAAGAGAGAUUCAAGGAAGAGAACCUCUUCCUGGAAGAAACACUCUCCUCCACACUUGUCUCCAUCCCUGAGCUUAGAUUCUUGUAGCUUUGUGUUUACCCAAGAGGACAGCCACCUAAUGAAUGAAAGUUUUGUUUUCAGACAACCAGACCCAGAUCCACCAGGGGAUUGUCUUCUGGACCUUUCUGCUCCCAGCCCAGAGAGCCAUCCGACAGAGGAAGUGAUUCCUUCAAAUACGCAGAACAGAAACCUCUCUCUGGAAUCUCUGCGACAAAGACAGAAAGCCAAAGCAGCUGCAUUGACCAAAGCGAAGGAAAGAAAAACAACAAUCCAGAGACAAAUCUCCAUUGGCACGUAUGGGUCUCCAUGCAAGCAGCAUCCUCUGCUGGUCCGGCUGCACCGCUGCCGAUGGGCGUGGAUCUGCACCAACCUGUUUGUGCUUUUCUGCGUCGUAGUGCUGACUUGCAUCAUGUGGAAGAUUCACGAAGGAGAGGCUGAGCCAUGAUCCGUAAACACUUCGGGAUACUUCAUCCUCUUCAAGGGUUUAGCUUACAGAAUAAAACCGUUUUCCAUCA
Messenger RNA from Xiphophorus couchianus (Monterrey platyfish), 2443 nucleotides. It is a transcript of the gene irag3a, whose product is annotated as lymphoid-restricted membrane protein. The record is from RefSeq and is a predicted model, not a curated record. The transcript is spliced from 14 exons. NCBI's taxonomy places the organism in Eukaryota, Metazoa, Chordata, Actinopteri, Cyprinodontiformes, Poeciliidae. The coding region runs from base 1138 to 2373 and encodes 411 amino acids.